AUGUAUACAGAAAAAGGGCUUUUAAAGCAGGCGACCUUUUACUCUAAAAAGAAUAGCAAAUAUAGCUUAAAUUUUGUGGACAACAAAUGUUAUGCUUCUAAACAAGUCAAAAAGCGUCGUGAUUUUGAAAUAAAAAUGAGCCCUAGAGAGUCAAUGAUUGGAACAGAAAGUUCAAACAGAAUGGCAAUGACAGCCAAGGGAAAACAGAAUUUUAACAAUACUUUCUUCAACACUACAAUAAACAAGGUUACUCCAAAGAAGCGAAUAAUGCGGAAUAUGUAUAUGACCUACGCUCAGAGGCCGACUUCUGAAGAUCUUUCAGUCCCUACAAAUUUGAAAUAAAGUUUCAUUCAUCAGUAACUUUCAGAAAUGAUUUAAGCCUGAAAUAAAUAAUAUGAAGAAUUUAAAAUUGAAUACUACAAUGUUGCAAAGAAGAACUCAGAACAAAAUGAUAGACAUAGAAUUAGGUGAGCCUCGAGAGCUUAGUCCAGAGAUCAAAGUCUCAAGGAACAUGAAACGACUGAUGAGCAAUUUUACUGAGAAUAGAAACCCUUUGGAUAUGAACAACUUUAUCAAAAUGGUGAAUGACCAGAAUAUUUCUUACCUAAUCAACCGUAACCAGAAGUACAAAAGAACUAACAUUAUUGCUCAAAAGAGCCAUAAAUUUCCAAAGAAUAGCAAUAGAGCAAAGUUGUUGAAAUAAGGACUACACAACAAACACCCAGACUAGUGAAGUUCUUGUGUCAAGGAACCAUAAGUUAGAGUCAGCUUUUUCUAAAAGCAAGCAACAAGACAUAAACCCCUUGCUGUUCUAUAAGCAAAAUGUGUAUUCCCCAGCGAAAGUAGAGAACACUGAGAAGAUUAACCUUGGAUACAGAGGAAACCAUCGAUUUGUUAGAGCAUUUAAAGACAAUCCUCUUAUCUUCAAGAAAACCAAAGGGAUGUGUGGAGAGCAAGCAAAGUAUGCAUACAGAACAAGGGUCUUAUCGCUUAAUAGAUAAUACUCAGCAUCUUAUUUUGGAGUAUCACUUUAAGUCAUG
Messenger RNA from Moneuplotes crassus, 1040 nucleotides. The record is from the annotation of a GenBank genome assembly. Lineage: Eukaryota; Ciliophora; Spirotrichea; Euplotida; Euplotidae.